UUGACCUCUCGUAGGGCGCAGAGAAGCUCUUGAGGCCUUUCUUGUUCGUGAGUGGAGAAGAAGCAGCAAAUCGAAAUCGACCAAAAUCAACUCGAAAUUUCGUUGGCUAUUGGAGAUUAUUGCAUCAUUUCAAUUGCAUGAGGGGGGCGGUGCACUGUGUGUUAGAAGAUGGACAAUUCCAACUCUUCUGUGUCUACUUCAAAUUCUCCACAAUUGUCUGCAAACCAGCUUCCAACUUUUGUCACACAGCAAAACUCAGUUCAGAGCAAUAAACAGUCACAGUCUUCAUCAAUUCCAAUCAAUCCACAAGUGGAAAAUAUUCAGCAAGUUUCUAGUAGUGCAGGAUCAAUUAUGGUAAUUCAACCUGGUAUCCCAUCAGCAGUUGGUCUUGUUCCAGCAUCAGGCGCGUCUUCCCAAGUAGUCUCAGCUGGUCAAGCUCAGGCAUCUUCAGAACACCCACAUAUUGGUGGAUUAUAUACAACUGCAACUGGGCUACCACCAGAGUAUGUCAUACCUGGAACAAAUAUGAUUUCAUCUGGAACACAAGGUUUCCAUGUUCAUGUGCCAGUUAUGUCACAACAAGAAGGGGGAAGUGAAGAUGGCUCAGGAUAUCGAGAAAUGGAUGAAGAUAGUAGGGGAGACAAAGAUGAACUUCGAGAGCAGGAUCGUUUUUUACCAAUUGCCAAUGUUGCAAGAAUAAUGAAAAAGGGUAUUCCGAAGCAAGGCAAGAUUGCAAAGGAUGCAAAAGAAUGUGUUCAGGAAUGUGUGUCUGAAUUUAUUAGUUUUAUAACUAGCGAAGCGAGCGAGCGGUGUCAGCAAGAGAAAAGGAAGACUAUAAACGGAGAAGAUAUUUUGUUCGCAAUGUCAACACUUGGAUUUGAUAACUACGUUGACCCACUAAAACAAUAUCUGGCAAAGUACCGUGAUUCGAUAAAAAACGAGAAAGGUGCCAUGAAUUCCUCUUCAGAGAAUAUUAGGGUUGAAACUGAUCAAGACAUGGAUGAAAAUGCCGAGAACAAUCCGCAAUCAAUCCAGUUUCAAGUUGCUGGAACAGCCAUACACCCAAGCAUGGUCGCAGGUGAUCAGCAGUCAUCCACCAUAUACACGUACCCAGCUCCGCUUCAAGCAUCCACUCUGCAUUUCCAAUAGAGCAUGCGCAGCAUCAACAUAGCACUUUUAGUCGUCAGCAACCCGUUUCACCUGCAGUAUCUGCGCAUGUGACAAGGGCUGCUGUGACAUGCAGCUGAAUUCUGUUGCAUACCAAGCAUAACAGAAUACAUUGCAGCUGGUAACGAAUGCUCCAGCUUUGACAGGAAUGUUGGGGGCUAAACUAGCUCUGGAUUUGGUAUACUCGAUCAAUAUUGAACUAUAUCUAGAAUUUCUAUGCAGGAUCGUGGACACUGCAAUGGGUGGUGCAACCAAGCACAACUCAAUGCGAUAUAGCCAGUCUUUUUUUACAUCAGAUAGCGUUUUCAAGUUGAUAGUUGAAAAAAAACGAUUUAAACAAGGUUAAAGUUAACACCAUGCUCAUUCAUUUUGUAAAACUCCUGUAAAAUAGUGACCAAAAACUAAGCAAUGGUUAACCAGCAUUGUCUUUAAAAAACAUUUUUAUCUUAGAUAUAUAUGCCAUUUAGAUGAAAUAACAAGAUCAAUUAAGUUUAAUAUUAUCUGGCCGUGAAUUAACGUUUUUGUAAGAAUGUUUUCAGCUGAACAUCUUUGUAUAAGGGAAAACCAGAUGUUAUCUUGCUUUGAUAUUACUGUAGGUUCUGUUGCAAGGCAGCAUUUUGGGAGUUUGUAUUUCAACAAAUCAAAUCACGAGGAACAACAAUUAAAUAAACUUUGGAUUUCGCAUUUUUACUUGUAAUUUCAUAAAACGUGGUGCUUUGACACCGAAGCCAACGGGUUCUUAUGUACCUAAACACGUUCAUGAGGAACAAAUGCAGUAUAAAACUUUUUAUAAAAUGUAAAAAACACUCGAAACUAUAUAGAACGUUUCAUAAAACGCAACUCCAUAAGAAACACUAAUGAUUACUGUAGACAAAUUAAGACAUUAUGUGAGGUUUCUUAAGGUUGGUACGUAUCGACUAGGUUAAUGUAAACGCGGAUGUUACCUAAAUCGUGUACAUAAAAUCUUUAUCUGUAUAUAUUCAUGACUUGUUUUCUUGUAAACGCAUUAGAUUUAAGUAGAAUGCACAUAUUUAUGUGAGAAUUGCA
Molecule: messenger RNA, 2214 nt
Organism: Rhopilema esculentum
Lineage: Eukaryota; Metazoa; Cnidaria; Scyphozoa; Rhizostomeae; Rhizostomatidae
Biological process (GO): regulation of transcription by RNA polymerase II
Cellular component (GO): nucleus; CCAAT-binding factor complex
Molecular function (GO): DNA-binding transcription activator activity, RNA polymerase II-specific; protein heterodimerization activity; RNA polymerase II cis-regulatory region sequence-specific DNA binding
Source: RefSeq, a predicted model, not a curated record